Messenger RNA from Lotus japonicus, 1423 nucleotides. RefSeq names its product WRKY transcription factor 55. Gene Ontology annotation, molecular function: sequence-specific DNA binding; DNA-binding transcription factor activity. Gene Ontology annotation, biological process: regulation of DNA-templated transcription. Bases 90 to 1166 code for a protein of 358 amino acids. The record is from RefSeq and is a predicted model, not a curated record. Lineage: Eukaryota; Viridiplantae; Streptophyta; Magnoliopsida; Fabales; Fabaceae. The transcript is spliced from 3 exons.
AACAUAGAAGCUUACUAAGAAACUUAAACUUGCUCUUCUUAACAACCCCUUUAAAACUUUCAAUCAUAUCCUAGUUUUCAGUUCUAUAUAUGGCAAGCAAGACAAAGCAGGAAUUCUCACAAGAAACAAUGGAAGAGGUGUUGAAUUCUAUUAAGUAUGCAUGUGAAUUGGCAAGAAACUUUGAACCAGAACUACCCAACAUGGCCAACCACCCUGACUUGCUAUCCUUGUCUAUUGAUGAGGUGAUGAAGGCAUUUGUUGAAGCUAAAGAAAAGCUAACGAUGAUGAUGUUUUCACAGCAAGAACUAACUACAACAAUUACACCACCUUCUUCCUUUGUUCCAAUGCUGCCUCAUGAUGUUUUUAAGCAUGAAACUCAGAAGCAGGCUCAGAUGUUGGAUCAGUUGUUUCGAAUGCAGCAGCAGCCGUUUGAUGUGAGGGCCUUGCUUGAGAACAAAAUGGUGAUGAGUGGUGGCAGCGAUGUUCCGCACCUGUUAAGGUAUAGGGAUGUGGAAGGUUCCUCUGAGAGAUCAAAGGAAGGAGAAAUGCAGGGAAUAGAAGCAUCACCUUCACAUCCCAAAAAAAGUGAUAGCAGAAAGAUUGAUCUGGAGAAGAGAAUAGCGAUGGUUCCUGCACCCUUGGUUGGAAACACUGAGAUGCCACCAGAAGAUGGUUUCACUUGGAGAAAAUAUGGUCAAAAAGAGAUUCUUGGUUCCAAAUACCCAAGGAGUUACUAUAGGUGCACCCACCAGAAAUUAUAUGCAUGCCCUGCUAAGAAGCAAGUACAAAGACUUGAUGGCAAUCCUAACAUAUUUCAAGUAACAUACAGAGGUGACCAUACCUGUCACAUGUCCUCAACAGCACCAUCAUCAUAUCCAGCACCACAACUACUAGUAAAUAUAUCUAGGGACAUGACUCCAACUACAAUUUCCCCCCAAUUGUCUCCAUCAUCAACUUCAGUCCAUGGGUGGCUGUCGUCGGUGAACCUCAGCCGCCACUCAGGUGGUGGUACCGGCGGUGGUAGUGGUAGUGGUGGUGCUGGACCCUCAACUUCAAAAUAUGGAAUUGAUUAUCCAGUAGCUGAUAUGGCUGAUGUCAUGUUCAACUCUGGUAGUAGCAGUGGUAACAGUAUGGAAUCUCUGUUUGCUUCAGCUGAAGAUAAAUGAGAGUCAGGGGUGAAGAAAAGCUGAACUAUAUUGUAGUUAAUUUCAUACAUAAUAUAUUCAUUUUCCAAUAUAUUUCUCUUACAAAUUUAUAGAUAUCAUCAUUGUAACAAAGUAGCAAAUAGAUGGUAUAGGCUUCAUGUGCAGGUAUAUAUCCUGCACUUUAAUUCUUGACUAUGGUAACACUUAGUAGAGAGAAAGUAUGUUGAAAUUCGCAAUUUUUUUCUCCUUGUAAUAUUUGCAAUUUUGAAGAAUAAAUC